Drosophila biarmipes is the source of this 11444-nucleotide messenger RNA. It is a transcript of the gene dikar, whose product is annotated as mediator of RNA polymerase II transcription subunit 12. Gene Ontology annotation, cellular component: CERF complex. Lineage: Eukaryota; Metazoa; Arthropoda; Insecta; Diptera; Drosophilidae. The transcript is spliced from 10 exons. Gene Ontology annotation, molecular function: protein binding. The record is from RefSeq and is a predicted model, not a curated record. Gene Ontology annotation, biological process: chromatin remodeling. Bases 229 to 10011 code for a protein of 3260 amino acids.
CUCUCCACCUCCCACCUCUACCGCGUUUGCUGCUCGCUCGCUGAAGAAAAUAAAAUUAACCAGGAGCGCAAAAAACGCGAAUCUUAGUUAUCCGCGCAGCUAGCCAGGCCCACGGCAUCGAAAAGGCCCGACUUGCACACCGAGAGCCACCAAAGAGGCCCAGGAAUUGUUCGGUCACAUCUCACAUCCCGCAGAGGAGCAACGUUUCCAAUAAGCAAGCAUACAUAAAUGGUUUCUACUUUUAUUGGUCUAUUAGACAUUCAAUCAUGGUGGGAGAUACCGUGUAUUUCGCAUUUCUGUUCAUUGUUUAGUUCCGCCUUUGAUCUGCCCGACAUAGACAUCGAGGACCUCGAAUCGGCGCUGCUCUCCGAUGGUACCAGCGAUGAGGAUCAGGUCGCCCUAGUGCCCGAGUUAAUUGUGCGCCUUCUCAAGGGCUGCGAUGCGCUACAGUCGGUAGCCAAGGAAAUCACACACAGCAACUAUCAGAUGUUCUUGCGUCGCUUCCUGCGCCAACAGUGUCGCCUGCACCAGACCGAGAACCACUUCGACACGGACAUUGACUUCCAGUCGCUGCCCGUGCGCAAGCGCCUGCACAUCCUGCACGAUCUGUGCCACUUCCGCCUGGACUCGGCCGAUGUGCAGGUCAUCCUCAGCAAUCUAGAGGCGGACAGUCUGCGCGUGGAGCCCCUGGGCUACGACGCCAAGAACUCCGGCUACUGGUACUUCUACGGCACGCGGCUCUAUCGCGAGGACAAGGCCACCGGCGGAGCGGCAGCCUCCAGUUCGGGUUCGUCCGGCUCGGGUUCGGGAGGCGACGGAGCCUCAUCUGGCGGAGCGUCGGGCAGCAAGGGAAUCGGCAGCAACGGCACCGUCUGGCAGGUCAUCUGCUUCACCGAGGAGGACUGGCAGAACUUGGCCGCCAAGUUCAAGACCUCGACGAACGCCAAGGAGCGCGAACUCUUUCACAUACUCGAUGACAACUUUCUGCCCAAGUUGCCGCAGCUUUUCCGCGAGCGUGAGCGUUUGAGGCGGAGAAAACUUCUGCAAGUGCGCAACUCCAGUCGCAUUCGUAACAUCGCGGAGCUGAAGGCGCGGCAGGAGGAGGAACGCCAGCGUCGUGAGGAGGAGCGCCAGCGUCGGGAGCGGGAGAAUCUCUACCAGGAGCGGCAAAACGCUCACUGGCUGGCACCGCCGCACCAACAGCAGCAGCAGCAACAGCAACAACAACAGCAGCAGCAGCAAUCUCAGCAGCGAACACGCAGACGAUCCCAAUCAACUUCGACGGCUAGUGGUAUUUCAACCUACGCAAGCUCCCUCAGACGAACAACCACAACUAAUUCGAGCGAAUUUCUGUGCCACAGGGAAACCUUCUGCCUCUCGCCAGAAAUCGACGAAGACGACGACGACAACGACGACGACCAGGCGGCCGUCGACGCGGAGCAGCAACCAAUACAGCAGCAGCCGGAGGAGGAGCAGCGGCAGGAACCGGAGGAAUUAUUAGCUGUCUCAGCAAGUGGCGACGAUUUUCGCUCCCCAGAAGCGCCGAAUUCGCAAACGCCGGCGGAAUUGAAGAGCAAGAGCAGUCACCACCACCACCAUCAUCAUCACCACAAGAAGAAAAAGUCGGGAAAGAAGCAGAAGAAGCGACACCAUCGAGAUAGAGAUCGUGAGCGGGAUCGCGAGCACCAUCAUCAUCAUCGGCGGCGACACAAGCAUGCUUCAGAGGCAGAGGAGGGCGAGGACGACAACAAUAACCACAACAGCAACAGCAAUAGCAACAGCAACACCAAUAGCACCAGCAGCAACAAUAGUGCCCAGCCCAAGCGACGACGAAGUGGCCAGCAGCACCAUCAGCAGCAGCAGCCAGAAAGUGCCCAGCAAACUACUUCUCUAAGUCCCGAGGACAAGGAGAACUUCUGCCGACAGCUGCAGCUCCUGGACACCAAUUCGGCGGCCAUUGCGGUGGCCACGAGCAUUGCCGAUCUCAGUCUGCCCUCGCCGGUGGCACAUGACAGCGAAUCGGAGCAGGACGAGCAGCCGGCAGCAGUGGUCCCAGAGCCACCAAUAAUAGCUUCUUCAAUGGCGCCAGCGGCAAAUGUGAAGUUGCCCGGCAGGCAGACAAACAAUUCGCUGAGUUCGCUGACUGGGAACAUAUUCAUACCGGGAGGAAGCUCCCAACAAACACAGCAGCAAACGUCGCCGCAGCAGCCAUCGCAGGAGCCGCAGAGCAGCGGUAGCAGCAGCCACAGCGGCACCACCACCACCGCCAGCACGGUGCGCUCCAAAAAACAGAAGGCUGUGCUGAACAGCAGCGGGAGCAGCAGCGCCAGCAAAGUGGCGGACAAGGCGGACCGGAACCUGAGCAAGGCGGAGGCGGGCAAGUCCAAGAAGUCGGCGGCGGGCUCAUCGGCUUCCUCGUCGUCCAGCAAGGCGGAGCGGAACAGCGGUGCCUACUCGGACAAGAGUGGCGAUGACCAUGUAAAUAGUAGCAACCGUAGCACCACCAACAACAACAGCAGCCUUAACAACAACAACCAUAAGCACGCGCCGCACCACAGUCACAACAACAACAACAGCCACUCAACAACGACGGCAUCGGCUACAACAACAGCAACAACGACAACGUCGCAGGGAUAUCAAAACAAUUCGAAUUACAAUCAUAAUCAGAAUAACCACAGCAACCAAAACUCCCACUCACACCACACCCACCACUAUCACCAUACCACUAAUAUUUACAGUAACAACAGCAAACACAAAUCCAAAUCGCACCACUCCCUAACCCAUAUCAACAACAACAACAACAAUAAUAAUAAUCAUCCUCACACAACAAAUGCAACAAGCACACCACAACAACACCACCCAGUAACAACCACAAACAACAAUUCAACGUACAACUCCUCCAAUCAUGCGAAUAUUCUUAGCUUCACCGAAACGGAGGAGGUCCUGCAGAUCGGAAUGCACAAGGUGCUCGUCUACGUGAAGAACCAUCGGGAUGCCUGGCCAUUUGUGGAUCCCGUCGAGGAGGAUAUAGCACCGCGCUACUACUCGAUCAUCAGGAGACCCAUGGACCUUUUGAAGAUGGAGGACAAGCUGGACAGCGGCGAAUAUCACAAGUUCAGUGAAUUCCGAAACGACUUUCGCUUGAUUGUCAACAACUGCAGAUUAUACAAUGGGCACAAUAAUGAAUAUACUGAGAUGGUUAACAAUCUGCAGGAUGCUUUCGAGAAGGCCACCAAAAAAUACUUUGAUAAUCUCUCCGACGACGAGGACGACGAUCCCAAUCUGAGCUAUCCCGCCGCCGACUCCAAAAUGAACGUGUUUCGCGAGAAGUACUUCAGCAAGAAGGCCAAGGAGGAAACGGAGAAGGAUGCGCCAGGUCGUGUGGAGAGCAGCGCCGACGAGGAUCUCAGCGAGAUCGAAGCGGAGGCCCCGCAAAAAGCCCUAAAACGCAAGCGUAAGGAAAAAGACAAAAGGCGCAAAAAGAAGACCAAGAGUAAGGCGGAUCUGGAAACGGAUGAUGAGGACUUGGAGACCGAGCGGGAACCAACGCCACCACCUCCACCUCCUCCGCCGCCAGCGAGCAAGAAAAGCAAAACGGGCAAGGUGGCCAAGGAAAAGGAGAAAGAUAAGGAACGAGAGAAAGAUAAGGAGAAGGACAAGGAGUCAACUUCAUCCAAGCGGGGACGUAAGACCAAGGGAGAGAAGUCCGCUUCGAAACCCAGCAAACAGCAGCAAAAGACCAAAAAGGGUGCCAAGAAGUUGGCCCCCGAGUCGGACCUGGAAUCGGAUCCAAGCGACAGCCGCGAGAGCGAGAACUACAGCGAUGAUGACCACUUAUCGUUGGCCAAAGCCAAGUCCCUAAUUAAGCCCACAGCGCGAACGAUAGCGGCACAGAAGAAGAAAUCAGUGCCCGCUGAGUCCAAAGUAAAGAUGCCCACGCCAGUCAAACGUCAGGUGAAAGGCAAGGGCAAGGGUGGACGCAAGGCAAAGGACGACUCGAUGGACAGCGAGCUGUCUGAUAUGGAUGUCAAGAAACAGCUGCCUCCGACGGCAGCUGCUGCGCUAGCCGAAUCCGCCGCCGACCUGGAGGAAGAUGCGGAUGAUCAGCCUGCGGGAGAAGACGAUGAUGAGGACAGCUCGCGGUCUCGCAGCAUGUCCCCCUUCAAGGUUGAUCUCCACAAGAAAUACUCAAAAAGUGCCCUUAACGAUGAUCUCUCCGAGCUGCUGACCACCGUAAAAAAGGUUUCCACAGCGGAAACCACUAAACUAAGUGCCCGGCACCAGGAUGAAGCGGAUGGGGCGAAAUCCUCCCGAGACUCUGACGGCGACUUUAAAUCUCUGAGCAGCAGCCGGGCCAGCUCCGAGGAGCGUCCGCCGGUAGCAAAGAAAGGAAAAAAGGCGGAGAACUCGAAAAAGGAAAAGAAGAGUAGAGACAAGGAGAAAGAUAAGGAGAAGGACAAAGACAAAUCCCGCAACAAGCACAAAAAGGGCAAGGAGGAUUCCCCAAUCUCGGCAGCCGCCGCUGCAGCCGCAGCUGAGCAGGCUGAACUGGAGAUGCUGCUGCCUUUCAUGGACAAGUACGAUGUGAUUAAGUACCGACGCAGUCGUGCUGCCCUGAGUGGUUCCAGCGCCUCCAACUCGAUAGCUCCCUCCGAGGACUCCAAGCCAGUAAGCACCAAGAGCAGUAGGGAAAGCAAAAAGCCCGCACCAAAGCGAGAAAAGUCCCCCGAACCUGUGGAACACAAGCGCGGGCGCAAGAGCAAAGACCAAAAGCGAUCAAAGGAGUCAGAUAAGCCGGAAAAACAUGAAAAAUCCUCGAAAGUCGACUCCGAGAAACAGACCGAAAAGUCUAAGAAAAAGGAGGAGCAACCGAAAGUAGCGGAAAAACCUCCAAGAGAAAAAUCGCCUGCACCGGUAGCUCCUUCGGAAACCAUAAAAGAACCUCCUGUUCCAACUCCCGCCACUCCCACACCAGCGCCCAGUAAGACCAAGGAAGCGCCAGGAAAAGCGGCAGCCAAGAAAAGACCCGACAAACAAAUGCCGCCGCCUCCAAAACCAGCCGACAAGCCAAGUGAAAAGGGGUCUGGCAAGAAGGCUUCCAGCAAAAAGGCAGCCCAAAAGGCAGCGGGCCAACCGCAGACCAACAAUAACACAAACCUCGAAGCAUUGGACGUGGAAACCGAACAGACUCUCAAAGACAUAAAUCGCUGGCUGGAGCACACUCCCCGGUUUACAGAGUUCAGUUCGGCUAGCAAUUCACCAUCCCGGUAUAAUCUCUUGGAUGAUUUUGACUCGGGAAUAGGUAGUAAACUAGACGCGGCAGAUUUUCGACGACCAGUGCCAUUGGCUGCUCCAAAAGCGGAGCUGGUGCCAACCAAAUUGGCAGAGGCACUCAAUGAUCUGGUGAGCGAACCAAAGGAGCCAGCUAGCAAGUCGGAAUUGGAAUCCGUGGCUCCCACGCCGAGCAGUGUGAGCAGCAGUUGUGGAACUCCACCGCAUUCGAUGCACUCUGGGAACUCCAUUGGCAGCACGUCCGCCACUGCGGCCUCCAGUUCGAAUUGCUCUAAUAAUUCGAUGGCUACUCCCUUACCUGUGGCAGCUGCUCCGACGCCGACGCCUGCUCCUCCGCCACUGCUCCCGCUUCCCAAACCAAAGGAGCCGAGCACCACCCAGCUCAUCCUCAAUCCACCACCGCCGCCUCACAUCAAACAGCAGCUGGCCAAGGAGGCCAAGCGCAAGUCGCUGAAAGAAAAACAGGCGGCUCAAGCUGCCCAAGCUCAGCAGGUGAAAGCCAAGACGAAUGUGAUGAGGACAAUCGAACGGCUCCAACCAGGCAAGGCAAAGGGAAAUCUCUUACAGAAUGUAGCCGGCAAAUCUACGGAGGAGAGUGCAGACUCGCACUCAGGCGCUAAUCCAGUUGCCACGAAGGUCAAGGAGCUGAAGAAUGCUCUCAUCACCGAAACAUGCGAAGGAGCGCCCAAACUAAGUUUGGGUACGGUUCUGAAGACGCAAGAUUUUUCAUUGGGUAAAAGUCUUGAGGAAAUGUCUGGGAAGAAGGCCACAGAUGAAGGUGAUAGUCCGAACGAGGAAACCAAGUCGGAGAACACCUCGACACCCACGACCCCAAACAAAGAGCCUCCGAAGCCAUUUGAAGCUCUUCUUGAACUCAGCAAAAUUGGAAAAUCCUCCGAAACGUCAAAAACCGAAGCAAGCCAGAAGGAGAAGCCCAAUCUCAGCGCCUGGCUAAAGGCUUUCGGUGGUCCAAAGGUUAGCAAAAAGUCCGAGGAGGAGGACAAGCAACAGGCGCCCUCGCAGGAUCUUCAAGGUGACGCAAAGGUGGCUCCACCAGCGCAUUCGCCUGCCGGGGAUAACUUCUCGCUGCCAACGGUGAUGCGCCAAAGGAAGCCUAGCACUGGCAGCACGAAUUCAGAGAGAAGUUCCUUUAGCCAGGAUCCUGAUUCCCCAAGAAUAGCCAUCGAUGAGCGCUACGGAUCCUAUGCGGCUGGCUCUUAUACUUCCCCAAUUGGUGCCUCACCCAUUGGAGCAUCUCCCAUCAUGGUUUCUCCCAAGCCCAAUGAUGAUAUGGGGAAGCCAGCCUCGCCCUAUCCCCUCAAUGGAGCCAUCAAAGUGGGUUUCUACCAGGACACCACGACCAAAAGCAGUCCGGACAAGAGCUGCAGUCCCAGGGAGAUGAAUUCUCCGUAUCCCCAGUACUCCCAGCACAUCUACUCCUCCGCCUCGUCGCCUAAUGUCUCCACUCCGGAUAUGAGUGGAACGUCACCCUAUGGAGGUGGGAACAGCUACAAUCCUUCGGGCUCUGAGGCGUCCAAGACUCCGGCCUACUCUUCCACAUCCCCGCUUCCUAUAUACGAUCAAUACAAGCAGCCACGCUCCCAGGAAUCGGAUUACAACUCAUCGAUGAGUCCGAGCACCCCGAACCCACAUUCGCCCUACCAACAGCCGCAGAGUUCUCCGUACACCACCCCGCAGCAAUCGCAAUCGACGCACCCGUCGCCAUAUCAUGGCCAGUCGCCGUACCACCAGCAGCAGCACUCACCAUAUCAUCCACCCGCCACUCAGCAGCAGCAGCAACAGCAAACCUCGCAGCCCUCUCACAGUCCGGCGGCCCAUCAGCAGGGUCUCAGUCCCAUGCAUAGUGUGGAAUCGCCUGCAUCCUCGGCGGCCACGCAACCACCCACUCCGCUGGCUCAGUCACCGGCGGAGCAGCAGCACUCGCCGUACCAGCAGCCCGUGCUGUCACCAUACCAGCAACCGCAGCAACAGGUGCAGCCGCCCGUGGUUCCACCAGUGCAACCUGCAACAGGUGCCGUGUCUUCAACGCCUCUGAGCAAUAAUGGUUAUGCGCCCACUCACGAUAGCUACCAGCAACUUCAACAGCAACAGCGAUCCUUGUAUAAUCCAGCUACUCUGAUUAAUCCUCUGCCGACUUCUGCUUCCUCAACCGCCUCAAUAACCAAGCCCAAUAAUGACUGGAGUCUGAACCGCAGCCUGUUGCCGCCGAGUAUAACCAAUACUGUAAACCAGGCCACACAGCAACAGCAGCAGCAACAAGCAGGGCAAUUACAGCAGCAGCCACAAAUGCAACAAGCAACACAGCAGCAAUUGCAAGCAACAAAUCAACAGCAGCAGCAAUUACAAGCAAACUCGCCUCAACAGCAGCAACAGUUGCAAGCACCACAGCAACAAUUGCAAACACCUCAGCAACAACAGCAACAGUUACAGGCACCGCAACAACAGCAGCAACAGUUGCAGACUCCUCAGCAACAGCAGACACAGCAACAGCAACAACAACAGCAACAGGUGCUGGCCCAUCAGCAGCAGCAUAAGCCGAAAUAUCCAACCUAUGCGCAAUACCAGUCGACAAAUGCCGCAGCUAAUGCAGCAGCCGCAGCAGAUGCAGUGGAUACUUUGCAACAACAACAACAACAGCAGCAGCAGCAACAGCAAAAAAUUGUGCCGCCCACGUACGGCAGUGAUAUGGCCACAUUUAUGCAGCAUCAAAUGCAACAGCCUCCCAAAACAGAUACCCUGAUAAAUCCACUAAAACGUCCUGGAGAGGAACUUGGUAUGGAUUACAGUGGUAAUGCGGCGAAUAAAAUGGCAAAAAUAGACGAAACUCCUGCUCAGCAGCCGCAGUUGCAGCAACAACAACAGCAGCAGCAGCAACAAACCCAGAACCAAACGCAAUCGCUGCUUAACAAACAACAGCAAAUGUUUAAUAGUUUCCUGGGUUCCAUGGCUUUUGGAAAACCACUAGGAAACAUUGCACCUGAUAAGGCAUUCGAGAUGUACAACCGAGCGGCGGCCAUGGGUUUUCCCAAGGACUUUGCCAAGGACAACAGUUGUCAGCUGCAACAGCAACAGCAGCAGUCGCCACAAGUGACCGCAAGCAAGCAGCAGACAAGUCAACAGUCGCAGCCUCAGGCUCAGCAGCAAUCCCAGCAGACGCAGCCACAUCUAACGCAGCUGCAGGCGGCGCUUACUCAAAACUACCAACAGCCACAGCAGCAGCAGCAGCAAGCGCAGGCUCAGAAGUUACCGCAGCAGCAGCAACAACAGCAACAGUCGCAACAACUAAACUACCAGCAGCAGCAGACACAGCUAAACCACAACUAUACAGCUCAGCAACAGCAAGCUGCAGUGCCGGACAAACCAACCGCAUCGCAGUCAACUGUUUCUGCUGCUGUGACCGGCGACAUGACCAGCAAUAUGAUCAACCUGCCCUCGACUGCCCACCAGCAUCAUCUCAGCCAGACGCACCACCUGGCUGCCUACAACAAACCCACGCCGCCUCCUCCCCAAACCUACAGCAAUCCCUUAAUGCAAUCCAUGCUGGGCUAUGCGGGAAACUAUUUCGACAAGACCAUGCCGCCGGCAGCUCACAUGUACAGUGCUUCAAGUUCAGCAGCCACCGCCUAUGGGAAUCCUGCGCAGCAACUGCCGGGUAAUUAUGUUCCCGGCAACAACAAUCCCGCUCACCAACAGCAGCAGCAGCAGCCGCCACAACAGCAGCAAGCUCCUGCAGUUGCCCCUGCAGAAGUCAAGGCUCCAGCGAAAAGGGGAAGGAAGAAGAAGGCAGCCACAAUUGCAGCAGAAGCAGCAGCUGCAGCGGCCAAGCAGCAGCAACAACAGCAGCAACAGGCGCAACACCAGCAACAGGCUGCCGCCCAGCAGCAGCAUCAACAGCAGCAACAAGUGGCGGCCCAGCAGCAGCAGCAGCAACAGCAACAAGUGGCCGCCCAACAGCAGCAGCACCAAGCCAUGCCGCAAUACAAUAUGCCUCAGUCGGUGGCCUCCGUUUCCGCCGCCGUUGCCACCAAUAACCAGCUGCAGGCGCAUGCGCAGGCGCUGCACCAAGGCUUCCAAUUGUAUGCCGGUCUAAAGUCCGGAGGAGUCUCCUCGCCAGUGGGCAGCUCAGCAGCAACGCCGGCCACCAGUGGAACCACCAGCAAUCAGACGGCGGCCGAUGCGGCAGCCAUUUCAUUGAAGACAUCUACAGGUGGCAUGGUUCCAGGGAGUGCCUUCAACUUUGCGCCUACACCAGGAGCUCUGGGCUUGUACGGCGAUCAAGCAGCGGCAGCUAGCAGCUAUUUGGAUCAGUUCAGAGACGCCCCCAAUCCAUACUAUAUGCCACCAGCGCCGGCACACAGUGGAGCGUCCGCGAAUCCAAGUGGGAAUGCGGCGGACAAGAGUCAAAAUCCACUGAACUCGGCAGCCGGAUCGUAUCCCUUCCUGGCGGCGGCACAUCCUUCCUCGCGGGCAGCGGCUACCUAUCCGUUUGCGGAUCCCAACUCGCAGCUGUAUCAGCAGUACCUGCGGCGUGAUGACUUCCACACUCGAAUGAUCUUCAACCAAAGUCUGCUGGGUGGGCCGGCAGCGGCGGCGGCGGCAGCCGGAUACGGGCAACCGCCACCGCCGCCAUCCGCCUAUCAGCGCGCCGCACUGGGCAUGCCCAAGCCGUACGACAUUAACCGGCAGUCAUGGUUUUAGCAGUACGCCAGUGCCGCCAACGUGGAUCUCCAAGGAGACGACCUGACGGGGGCGGCAACUGGAACAGCGUCGGGAUCAGCGGCAGCUUCAGCUUCCUCAGCAGCCACUCAGCGAUGAGAUCAAAGGAGCACACAGGCUUAGAAAGGUUUCAAACUCACACACAAAUUGGUUCCAAAGAGGUUAACAAGCACCAGAGUUUAUUCGGCGGAAUUUUAGGAACUAUUCUAUUUUUUUAAGUUUAAAAGUUUAUCUCGAUUUCACGCUUAAAGAAAUUCUUAAUUGGCAGUUUUUAAAAUAUUUCAUUAGAGAAACCAAAAGUUGGAGAACCAACUUGUAUUCUAGCAAGAAGCUGAAUUUGUAUGUACAAGUGAGGUAAUCUUCUGGAGGCAUGAUUGUUUUUUACUGCUGUUUGAUAUUCAUUUGCGAGACUCGAAUUCCACUGCCCGCACCCUCUGGCUUUGCCGCGAUUUUAUUUUUUGUAUUCUAUGAACAUCUUUUUUUGUGCAAUGUUUCCUUUUGACUGCAGUUGCGCCCUGGACUUUGGCCACGCCUAAUUAGCAAGUUUGUUGGUCUGUAGUUUGUAACUCUUGGUAGUUUUUAGGUUUUAAGUCUUUUGUUAAUGACAAUUAAUUUUAAUCGGUGUAGCUAAUUAGGCCUGUAAUCUAUUUUAAUUGAACUUAAUUUGUUUUAAAUGCUUAACAAAGAAACUAAGCAGAAAAGCGAAAGAGAAAUAAUGCAAAAAUUCAAAGAAUUACUCUAAAGCCCCCUCCUGACUAUAAUUAGAUUUUAGUUUUUUCCAGAAUUUAACUCGUAACUAUAGAACUCGUGUAAAUUAACUACGAUUAUUAAUUUUAUAACUAUGACUAUUAUGACUAUUAUCGAUUCGUGAUGCGGGCGAUUUGUUGAAAUAUUUAUUAAUCCAGCUAAACAAAGAGAUUCGCAACACAACUAAAGCUAAAAACGAAGCACUUUUAGUUUGUAGAACGCCAAGCAGAUGUAUAAAUUUUUGUUAAAUAUGCUAAGGAAACAGUACGGUUUAAUCAUUAAGCUCCACCCAUCAAGUAAAGUAGACCCAUGUCCACCCACAGAGCUCACAUAUGUGCAACAUUCCGCCUAGUCCCUCAUCCCCGCCCAAAUCCCAAUAAAACAUUUGCUGUACAUACAGGAAGAACUAAAACAGACAUGUAAAGACUUUUCUCGUUUUUACACAUCUCAAAUUGUAGCUUUAAACGAUGUAAAAAUCGAUAUAGAUUUGACGAAAAGCAAACAAUUAAACAUUAUGAAAUAUGAAUAAAAAAGUGUCUUAGUCGCCAUCAAAGGCGAACAGAGCAGAUGAAACGAGAUGGAAAGGCAUUAACCGAGCGCCCGUAAUAAUAUUUAAUAUAUAUACUAUAUAGUGAAAACAAUAAACAAGAGAACCCGUAUUCAGUUAA